AUGUGCGAGCAGAACAAAUCACUUGAAGGUCUACCGUUCCUUCCAGGGAAUACCUUUCGUGAUCCAACCCAAACCAAUUUCCAUCUGAGCCAUACACUUUCUUAUAAAAAUGGAUUUCGAGUUCCAAAGCCAUAUCCUGAAGUUGGCAUAGGAGGGAAACCGCUCAAAGUCAAUCAGCUGACAGAAUCGGAGUUAGAUGAUCUAGCCAACUUUCAGCCGACUCUCACGUAUGGAAAUACGAGACAGGCACCACCAACCGAAUUCUUACCAGCCCAUGUAGCACUUGACAAAAAGGUGCUGCGGUUUUAUGGGUACUUCAAAGAGACGGUGAAUGAAUCUCCUCUAGAACACUACCGAGUCAGAUAUGUACAAAUAUUCUAUUUUCUGGAGGACGACAGUAUUCAGAUCAUGGAACCACAUCAAAACAACAGUGGAAUUCCUCAAGGUAAGCUUGUGCGACGCCAUCGUAUUCCAAAGAAUGAUAUGGGGGAUCCGUACAAUUGGAGAGAUCUCAACCUGGGUGUUAACCUGGCAAUCUAUGGGCGCGUGUACCGGAUAACGAAUUGUGACAAGUUCACACAUGAUUUCCUAGAAAGCGAAGGAGUGGAAGUAAAUCCGCCCGAACCGGAACCUGUCGACCCAUAUCUGGAUAAUCGAGCUAGGCGUGAGGCUUUGGGAGUCAGCAAAACGCCAUCCUCAUUUGACAAACGCAGACAACACUUAGAGCUAGACCGUAAAGUGCUUCGAUUUUACGCAAUCUGGGACGAUCGAGAGGAGCAAUUUGGUGACUGUCGCAAGUUUACUAUACAAUAUUAUUUGGCCGACGACACGUUAGAAGUAGUGGAGGUCCAUGAGGUCAAUGAUGGACGUGAUCCGUUCCCCCUGUUGCUUCGGAGAUCACGCGUUCCAAAAGACCGUGAUGACGUUCCACCGACGUUCCCCAGUGUGUCGAUGGAACUGACAGAAAACGAGAUCAAAGAAUAUUUCUCGCCCAAAGACUUUCGUAUCGGUCACACAGUAAACAUUUUGGGGAGAAAAUUCUUCAUCUAUGAUUGUGACAGUUUCACCAAAGCAUGGUACUAUCAGAAUUUCGGACUGACCGAUUUCACCCCCGUGGACGUGGAAAUCAAAAGGCCGCCACCACCCAGAAAGGAAAUACCGCCUUACAAUGGAUUUGGCAGUCUGGAAGAUAGCCUUUCCUCGACAAAGUCGUUUGUUCCCCGUCCUCCAAAAACCGACUUUGCCAAAAACGUUGAUUAUGCCAACAAAAUACUUCGCUAUGAGGCUCGACUGGACAGCAGUCGUCCAGAAGAUGCCUGUCGACGUUUCAUAUUCAAGUACCGUCUUUGUGACGACAUGAUCUCAAUCUAUGAGACCCCAUUGCGGAACUCUGGAUUCCCUGGUGGAACUUUCCUCAGAGGAGCGAGAGUUGCCAAGCCAGGUAGCAGUGUGGACAUGCCUGUCUAUUAUGGUCCAGCGGACUUUUCACUUGGUUCGAAAAUCGAGGUGUUUGGAAGUCGAUUCAUCAUUACCGAUGCGGAUUCGUUUGUGAUUAAAUUCUUGGAGGCUAACAGAGACCAAUUCUCCGACGAACUCAUUCAAUGCUGGCGUGCCCGUAUGACAGAGAAGGAAGAACAGGAGCGGGCUAUUCAAGUGGCCAAACAGAGGCAACGGAAAGGUGGACCGGUGGAAAUCAGGCGACAUGAUGGGGACGUACUGGGACUGGCGAAUGAAAUCAAGACGCAACUGAAGAAGUUGGCUAUCACGGACAGAAGCAGAAUAGACGAGAUGUUCCUCUACUACAACAAAGAUCGUCUAGGCUUUAUUGACAUUGAAAAUUUAAAGGACAUUUGCAAAAAACUCCAGCUGCCUCCGGACGAAGAUGUAUUGGAUGCGCUCUUGGACGAAUACGGUACGGAUGGACGAAUGACCUUGGAACAGUUUAGGAAAUUCUUCGAACUUUAAUCGCUCCACUCCGCUUGCGAUACCCAGAACACACAGAGCGAACCCGACGGCCAACAGACAGAUUUUUUCUUUUUAGCUUUUCAGAGUAACUGACCAUCAAUGAUCUGAACAUUGCUCAUCUGCGAGUAAACUUGAUCUGAUGAGUACAGCGGACGUUUAGAAAUUGCGCAUCCUCUUAUUCAGAUUCCAUCUGAAUAGUGUGAAACAGCAAACAAGACAAAUAAAGAG
Messenger RNA from Opisthorchis viverrini, 2193 nucleotides. RefSeq lists its product as hypothetical. Gene Ontology annotation, molecular function: calcium ion binding; alpha-tubulin binding. The transcript is spliced from 11 exons. The record is from RefSeq and is a predicted model, not a curated record. Gene Ontology annotation, cellular component: mitotic spindle; axoneme. Gene Ontology annotation, biological process: mitotic spindle organization; mitotic cytokinesis; cilium-dependent cell motility. Bases 1 to 1965 code for a protein of 654 amino acids. NCBI's taxonomy places the organism in Eukaryota, Metazoa, Platyhelminthes, Trematoda, Opisthorchiida, Opisthorchiidae.